GUCUUAUAUAAGAACCGAUAACAUUGCUUCGGUAAUCCACAAACCAUCAACCAAUCACCAUUUCACAAAACCUGAGGCUUCACAAAUCACAAACCCAAUUUCAAUUUUAAGAAAUGGCAGCAGUUGAAACUAAUGCUACUAUCCAAGAAAAGACCACCGCAGAGCCAGUGCGUCCUUUAGCACACUUCCCUCCUUCUGUAUGGGGUGAUCGCUUCCUAUCAUUCACUCUUGACAAUUCGGAACUCGAAGGAUAUGCAAAAGCCAUGGAAGCCCCAAAAGAAGAAUUGAGAAGAUUGAUUGUAGAUCAAACAAUGGAUUCAAAUAAGAAACUAAGUUUGAUUUAUUCCGUGCACCGUCUUGGUUUGACAUAUCUGUUCUUGCAAGAAAUUGAAGCCCAGCUAGACAAAAUUUUCAAAGAGUUCAACUUGCAAGAUUAUGAUGAAGUUGAACUGUACACAACUUCUAUCAACUUUCAAGUUUUCCGACACCUUGGUUAUAAACUGCCUUGUGAUGUGUUUAACAAAUUCAAAGACAGUACCUCGGGCGCUUUCAAGGAAGACAUUUCUACGGAUGUGAAGGGCAUGCUAGGUUUAUAUGAAUCUGCACAACUGAGAACAAGAGGAGAAUCGAUACUAGAUGAGGCUUCAGUGUUCACUGAAACUCAACUCAAGAGUGUAGUAAACAAUCUUGAAGGAAAGCUUGCACAACAGGUGUUACAAUCAUUGAGGAGACCAUUUCAUCAAGGGAUGCCAAUGGUGGAGGCAAGGCUAUAUUUCUCUAACUAUAGUGAAGAGUGUGCCACACAUGAGUCUUUAUUAAAGCUUGCAAAGCUGCAUUUCAGCUAUUUGGAGCUACAGCAAAAGGAAGAACUUCGCAUUGUCUCAAAGUGGUGGAAGGAUAUGAGGUUCCAGGAAACUACUCCUUAUAUAAGGGAUAGAGUACCAGAGAUUUACUUAUGGAUAUUGGGAUUGUACUUUGAGCCUCGUUACUCCUUGGCACGAAUCAUCGCCACAAAAAUUACAUUGUUUCUUGUGGUGCUAGAUGAUACAUAUGACGCUUACGCUACCAUUGAAGAAAUUCGCCUUUUAACCGAUGCCAUAAAUAGGUGGGACAUGAGUGCUAUGGAGCAAAUUCCGGAAUACAUUAGACCAUUCUACAAAAUUCUCCUAGAUGAGUAUGCUGAGCUUGAGAAACAACUAGCUAAAGAAGGAAGAGCAAAUAGUGUUAUUGCUUCAAAAGAAGCGUUCCAAGACAUUGCUAGAGGCUACCUUGAAGAAGCCGAGUGGACAAACAGUGGAUAUGUGGCAUCAUUUCCUGAGUACAUGAAGAAUGGGUUAAUCACUUCAGCCUACAAUGUUAUUUCGAAAUCUGCUUUAGUGGGUAUGGGCGAGAUAGUUAGUGAAAAUGCAUUGGCUUGGUACGAAAGUCAUCCAAAGACUCUACAAGCUUCCGAGUUAAUCUCAAGACUCCAAGAUGAUGUCAUGACUUACCAGUUUGAGCGUGAAAGAGGACAAUCAGCUACUGGAGUUGAUGCAUAUAUCAAGACAUACGGCGUGUCAGAGAAGGAAGCUAUUGAUGAGCUCAAGAUAAUGAUUGAAAACGCAUGGAAAGAUAUAAACGAGGGAUGUCUCAAGCCAAGAGAAGUCUCGAUGGAUUUGCUCGCGCCAAUUCUGAACCUUGCAAGAAUGAUAGAUGUUGUGUAUAGAUAUGAUGAUGGGUUCACCUUUCCUGGAAAAACCAUGAAAGAAUAUAUUACUCUUUUAUUUGUUGGUUCUGUAUCCAUGUAA
Lactuca virosa is the source of this 1787-nucleotide messenger RNA. The record is from the annotation of a GenBank genome assembly. Lineage: Eukaryota; Viridiplantae; Streptophyta; Magnoliopsida; Asterales; Asteraceae.